Phragmites australis (common reed) is the source of this 2571-nucleotide messenger RNA. Its product is annotated as probable protein arginine N-methyltransferase 3. Gene Ontology annotation, biological process: peptidyl-arginine methylation. The record is from RefSeq and is a predicted model, not a curated record. The transcript has 7 exons. Lineage: Eukaryota; Viridiplantae; Streptophyta; Magnoliopsida; Poales; Poaceae. Gene Ontology annotation, molecular function: protein-arginine N-methyltransferase activity. Bases 66 to 1901 code for a protein of 611 amino acids.
AAAACCCUAGUUCGCUGCGGCACCAACACUGUGUUGAGCGGCGACCCAAGGUGCUCCACGCAGCGAUGGAGUGCGGCCGCGCAGGCAAGGACGAGGCGGAGGACCGGCUCAGGACCGACGAGGAAGAGGAAGAGGAGGAAGAAGAGGGGUGGGACGACUGGUGCUCGGACGGCGACGACACGGCCGCCGCCGGCGGAGGCUUGCUGUGCCUGUUCUGCAUCUCGCGGUUCGACACCGAGAGCUCCCUCUUCUCGCACUGCGGCGCCGAGCACCACUUUGAUUUCCACAAGAUUAUGAGGGAGCUGCGGCUGGAUUUCUACGGAUGCAUCAAGCUCAUCAACUUCGUUCGGUCCAAGGUUGCGGAGAAUAAAUGUUGGAGCUGUGGCCAAGCUUUCUCUACCAGCAACGAACUCUGUAGCCACCUGCAUGCCCUGGAGACUUACAAAAUUGAGGGGAAGGUUCCAUGGGAGGACGAUGCAUACUUGAAACCGUUCAUGGAAGAUGACUCCCUUUUGCACAGUUUGUCCGUCGACAGUGAUGAGGACGAGGACUGUGGAGUGCCAAUGGAAAAAGGACAGUGCUCAUCAUGGAACGGGGUGUUAGCUGAGCCACGGGAGAACAACCUGAGUACUGUAACUGAAGGAAAUGGUUCUGAUAUCAGCGCUAGAUUUGAGCAAGAGUGUACUAUUGGGAGUACUAAAGAGGAGGGCACUGGGUCUCUUGCUCUGGAGCAGAAUGAUACACAGCUAAAGAUCGCACAUGCUAGUGUUACUGCCAAGGCAAUCAAAAGUGUGGAUGAUAACUACUUUGGGUCUUAUAGCUCAUUUGGCAUUCAUAGAGAGAUGCUCGGUGAUAAGGUAAGAACAGAUGCUUACAGAGAUGCCCUUUUAGGCAAUCCUAGCCUGAUGAAUGGAGCAACUGUACUGGAUGUUGGUUGUGGCACGGGAAUUCUAAGUCUUUUUGCAGCCAAGGCUGGUGCUUCUAGAGUCGUUGCUGUUGAUGGAAGUGCAAAGAUGGCUUCUGUAGCUACCCAAGUUGCAAAGAAUAAUUGUCUGUUAUACAAUGAAAAUAUGGAAGUAAAACAAAAGCGAGGUCCUCAAGUGAUAAGCGUUGUACAUACCAAGGCUGAAGAGCUAAACCAGAAAGUACAAGUUCCACCGAAUGGCUUUGAUGUGUUAGUGAGUGAAUGGAUGGGAUAUUGCCUGCUGUAUGAAUCUAUGCUAAGUUCAGUUCUGUAUGCACGUGAUCAUUUUCUAAAGCCUGGUGGUGCUAUUCUCCCAGAUACUGCAACGAUUCUUGGUGCUGGUUUCGGGAAAGGUGGAACUAGCUUGCCGUUUUGGGAAAAUGUAUAUGGUUUUGAUAUGUCAUGUAUUGGGAAAGAAGUAACUUCAAAUUCAGUUCGAUUUCCUGUAGUUGAUGUAGUGGAUUCUCAGGAUAUUGUGACAGAGACGGCUGUACUCCAUUCCUUUGAUCUGGCAACUAUGAAGGAAAAUGAGAUGGAUUUCACUGCAAGCUUUGAGCUAAGGCUCAGCGAAAGUGGUACGGUUGUACCUGGAGUAACCUGGUGCUAUGGCAUUGUCUUAUGGUUCGACAUGGGAUUCACUGACAGAUUCUGCAAGGAGAAGCCUGUCAUUCUCUCCACCUCUCCGUUCUCUACUCCAACUCACUGGUCACAGACAAUCUUCACCUUUGAAGAACCCAUCGUGAUGGCAAAGGAGGAAUCUCUUCUUGGCUCAUCUGCAUCAGUUGGCACAGAUGAGUGCCCGGCUGUGGUGAUCAAAUCCCGCAUAAGCAUUGUGAGGGCAUCUGAGCACCGUAGCAUAGACAUAUCCAUUGAAACCACAGCAAUCAGUUCAGAUGGCCGCAAGCGUGGCUGGCCUGUUCAGAUAUUCAAUUUGUGACCAAUCACAUGCCCCUUUGGGCUUAAAUUUUGCUCCUUCCCUACCGUCCUCUGCCCUGAACUACAGUUGUUCUCAGUGUUUGAUUGUCACCAAGUUUUGCAUGCUGAAAGUGAAUGGAGCACUUUGCCGUACUGGAGCAUUAAAGAUUGAUGGCCACGAGUAAAGGUAUGGUUGAAUAGGAAUGGUCAGGUUGAAUAGGAAUGAUAUUCAGACCGGUUUGCCAAAACUAUAUUGUAAUGACUUGGCGAGGUUGAAAGCGAACAGAAGGUAUUUCAGGUAGUUAUCAGACGAGAUUUGGAUUCACAUGAAUUCAGAUAAAUCUUGAUGCCAGUUCAAUUCAAGUACUGUAAUAUAUGCACAUGUUUGGACUUUCCGACCUUUGGCUUCACGACACUGUCCACAGAUGUAAAAUCUGAAGAUGUGUACCAACAUAAGUUCGACAAAAAAGAAGCUCGAACUUGAUGCUUUGGUCGGUCAUUGAUGCAACCUACUAUGUAUUGCCACAGUUUGCUGAGGACUGAUUGUAAUUCUUUAAGCUGUAGCUAUGCGCCUGCUGGGCUGCUAGAGUUUGCAUAAACCCGGAAUUCAGUUAGUUGUAACUGUUAGGCAAUGGGAUAGAUAAAUUCGAUAUAAUUCUAGACAGCUUGCUAAUCGUUGUUGAAUUUGGAGA